AUGAGUGCUCAGAACAUUUACGCAGAAGUUGGCAAGCGAUACUCUGCUGCUGCAGCAGGGGUCGAAGCCCAGUAUGCCUCUUCCGUUGCAAAAGCCUUUGGGUAUUCACUUGAGGAGCUAUCAGACAUUCCCCAGGAUGCCAACCUUGGCCUCUCUUGCGGUAACCCCCUUGCUACGGCCACUCUCCGCGAAGGAGAGACUGUCAUUGACCUUGGCAGCGGUGCUGGGUUUGACGUAUUCCUUGCCGCCAAUAAAGUUGGUCCAGAGGGCAAAGUGAUUGGCGUAGACAUGAACGAGGAAAUGCUUAGGAAAGCCGAGGAAUUGAAAGUUUCCUCCGGCAAGCAAAACGUCGAAUUCGUCAAGUCGCAAAUCACACGGAUUGCUCUCGAAGACAGCAUAGCAGACUGCAUCAUCUCCAACUGCGUCAUCAAUCUCGUGCCCGAAGAAGAGAAACAACUCGUCUUCCACGAAAUGUUUCGUCUGCUGAAGCCCGGCGGACGAGUUGCCAUCUCGGAUAUCCUAGCCAAGGGCCCGCUGCCUGAAGACCUUCGGAAGAGCAUGGCCUUGUAUGUUGGUUGCAUUGCUGGAGCGAGCCAAGUGGGCAUGUACCAGAAGUAUUUGAAGGAAGCUGGGUUUCACGGUAUUGUGAUACAGGACACGGGAAACGAUCUGAAUGUCUAUCGCAGUGCAGCUGUGGAUAACUCCGGCCAGGACCCUUCCGAUGGGACGCAAGACAAGUGCUGCUGUGCGAAAAGCUCGACACAAGACGGCUUUAUCAUGAAGGAUGUGGACUAUAAUGAAUGGACUGGUAAGUUACGCGAUUUGUCUUUUUGA
Trichoderma reesei QM6a is the source of this 834-nucleotide messenger RNA. RefSeq lists its product as uncharacterized. The record is from RefSeq and is a predicted model, not a curated record. The transcript is spliced from 4 exons. Gene Ontology annotation, molecular function: methyltransferase activity. Bases 1 to 834 code for a protein of 277 amino acids. NCBI's taxonomy places the organism in Eukaryota, Fungi, Ascomycota, Sordariomycetes, Hypocreales, Hypocreaceae.